Messenger RNA from Knipowitschia caucasica, 3123 nucleotides. NCBI's taxonomy places the organism in Eukaryota, Metazoa, Chordata, Actinopteri, Gobiiformes, Gobiidae. The record is from the annotation of a GenBank genome assembly.
AUGGAGACGGCUCCGGCACAUGUGGCUAUAGAUCUGAGCUGCAGAGGGACACAGCCAGAGGUGCUGCAUCUCCUCCAUCUCUCAUCUGCUCACAGACAAUGCUCAGAUGGAAGUGGAGAAAAGGGUGAAGGAGGUGAGAUUGAGGCUGCCAGCUGCCUGCACCUGACAGAUGUACAUCCAGAGCUCGACACGCACCCAGAGGAAAGAUGGAUGCACAGUGUGUACGGCUGCCCUGUGGCAAAGAAGAGGAAGAGUCUCGACCCCCAAAGUGUGGAGAGCGCCCCCAAGAGGAGGAGCUACCUAGAUGACAUGGACAACUCCACGAUGGAGGAGUGCUACGACACUGAUGGCACGGAGGAGAUGGACGAGCGGGAGGAGGAGGAGGAGGCCACGCUAGAGGAGGGCGAGGUGGAGGAGGGAUACAUGGACUACAAUGAGACCGAGCAGCGAGGAGAGAACGAGGAGGACGAGGUGGAGCAGGAGGACGAAGAGGAACCUGUGGAGGAGGAGGAGGAGGUGGACUAUGAUGAUGAAGAGGAGGAAGGAGAGCUCAGUCAGGAGCACGUGUGGCGGGUCCAGUGUGGGCGGGUCCAGUGUGGGCGGGUCCAGUGUGGCGGGUCCAGUGUGGGCGGAUCCAGUGUGGCGGGUCCAGUGUGGGCGGGUCCAGUGUGGGCGGGUCCAGUGUGGGUGGGUCCAGUGUGGGCGGGUCCAGUGUGGGUGGGUCCAGUGUGGCGGGUCCAGUGUGGGCGGGUCCAGUGUGGGCGGGUCCAGUGUGGGUGGGUCCAGUGUGGGCGGGUCCAGUGUGGGUGGGUCCAGUGUGGCGGGUCCAGUGUGGGCGGGUCCAGUGUGGGCGGGUCCAGUGUGGGUGGGUCCAGUGUGGCGGGUCCAGUGUGGGCGGGUCCAGUGUGGCGGGUCCAGUGUGGGCGGGUCCAGUGUGGCGGGUCCAGUGUGCGCGGGUCCAGUGUGGGCGGGUCCAGUGUGGGUGGGUCCAGUGUGGGCGGGUCCAGUGUGGGUGGGUCCAGUGUGGCGGGUCCAGUGUGGGCGGGUCCAGUGUGGCGGGUCCAGUGUGGGCGGGUCCAGUGUGGGUGGGUCCAGUGUGGCGGGUCCAGUGUGGCGGGUCCAGUGUGGGCAGGUCCAGUGUGGCGGGUCCAGUGUGGCGGGUCCAGUGUGGGCGGGUCCAGUGUGGGUGGGUCCAGUGUGGGCGGGUCCAGUGUGGGCAGGUCCAGUGUGGCGGGUCCAGUGUGGGCGGGUCCAGUGUGGCGGGUCCAGUGUGGCGGGUCCAGUGUGGGCGGGUCCAGUGUGGGCAGGUCCAGUGUGGCGGGUCCAGUGUGGCGGGUCCAGUGUGGGCGGGUCCAGUGUGGGCAGGUCCAGUGUGGCGGGUCCAGUGUGGCGGGUCCAGUGUGGGCGGGUCCAGUGUGGGCGGGUCCAGUGUGGGCGGGUCCAGUGUGGGUGGGUCCAGUGUGGGCGGGUCCAGUGUGGGUGGGUCCAGUGUGGCGGGUCCAGUGUGGGCGGGUCCAGUGUGGCGGGUCCAGUGUGGGCGGGUCCAGUGUGGGUGGGUCCAGUGUGGGCGGGUCCAGUGUGGGUGGGUCCAGUGUGGCGGGUCCAGUGUGGCGGGUCCAGUGUGGGCGGGUCCAGUGUGGCGGGUCCAGUGUGGCGGGUCCAGUGUGGGCGGGUCCAGUGUGGGCGGGUCCAGUGUGGCGGGUCCAGUGUGGCGGGUCCAGUGUGGCGGGUCCAGUGUGGCGGGUCCAGUGUGGGCGGGUCCAGUGUGGCGGGUCCAGUGUGGGCGGGUCCAGUGUGGGCGGGUCCAGUGUGGGCGGGUCCAGUGUGGGCGGGUCCAGUGUGGGGGGUCCAGUGUGGGGGUCCAGUGUGGGCGGGUCCAGUGUGGGCGGGUCCAGUGUGGGCGGGUCCAGUGUGGGGGUCCAGUGUGGGGGUCCAGUGUGGCGGGUCCAGUGUGGGCGGGUCCAGUGUGGCGGGUCCAGUGUGGCGGGUCCAGUGUGGCGGUCCAGUGUGGCGGGUCCAGUGUGGCGGGUCCAGUGUGGCGAGGUCCAGUGUGGCGGGUCCAGUGUGGGCGGGUCCAGUGUGGCGGUCCAGUGGGCGGGUCCAGUGUGGCGGGUCCAGUGUGGCGGGUCGUGUGGGUCCAGUGUGGCGGGUCCAGUGUGUGGCGGGUCCAGUGUGGGGGCGGCCAGUGUGGGCGGGUCCAGUGUGGGCGGGUCCAGUGUGGCGGGUCCAGUGUGGCGGGUCCAGUGUGGCGGGUCCAGUGUGGGCGGGUCCAGUGUGGGUGGGUCCAGUGUGGCGGGUCCAGUGUGGGUGGGUCCAGUGUGGCGGGUCCAGUGUGGGCGGGUCCAGUGUGGGUGGGUCCAGUGUGGGCAGGUCCAGUGUGGUGGGUUCAGUGUGGCGGGUCCAGUGUGGGCGGGUCCAGUGUGGGUGGGUCCAGUGUGGGCGGGUCCAGUGUGGGCAGGUCCAGUGUGGCGGGUCCAGUGUGGGCGGGUCCAGUGUGGCGGGUCCAGUGUGGCGGGUCCAGUGUGGGCGGGUCCAGUGUGGGCAGGUCCAGUGUGGCGGGUCCAGUGUGGCGGGUCCAGUGUGGGCGGGUCCAGUGUGGGCGGGCGCAGUGUGGCGGGUCCAGUGUGGGCAGGUCCAGUGUGGCGGGUCCAGUGUGGGCGGGUCCAGUGUGGGCGGGUCCAGUGUGGGCAGGUCCAGUGUGGCGGGUCCAGUGUGGGCGGGUCCAGUGUGGGCGGGUCCAGUGUGGCGGGUCCAGUGUGGCGGGUCCAGUGUGGGCGGGUCCAGUGUGGGCGGGUCCAGUGUGGGCAGGUUCAGUGUGGCGGGUCCAGUGUGGCGGGUCCAGUGUGGCGGGUCCAGUGUGGCGGGUCCAGUGUGGGCGGGUCCAGUGUGGUCGGGUGCAGUGUGGGCGGGUCCAGUGUGGGUGGGUCCAGUGUGGCGGGUCCAGUGUGGGCGGGUCCAGUGUGGCGGGUCCAGUGUGGGCGGGUCCAGUGUGGGUGGGUCCAGUGUGGCGGGUCCAGUGUGGCGGGUCCAGUGUGGGCAGGUGCAGUGUGGCGGGUCCAGUGUGGCGGGUCCAGUGUGGGCGGGUCCAGUGUGGGCGGGUCCAGUGUGGCGGGUCCAGUGUGA